Messenger RNA from Phaethon lepturus (White-tailed tropicbird), 798 nucleotides. RefSeq names its product DENN domain-containing protein 2D-like. Lineage: Eukaryota; Metazoa; Chordata; Aves; Phaethontiformes; Phaethontidae. Gene Ontology annotation, cellular component: cytosol; nucleoplasm. The record is from RefSeq and is a predicted model, not a curated record.
AUGUCCCUGCCCAUCUCCUACCAGGCACUUGUGACACUGCAGAAAGAGCUCAUCGAGCUCACGCGGCCCGUGGACGCCCACCUGGAGCACGUGGAGUUUCAGGCUCUGCUCCAGCGGCUCAGCCCCCACCUCAUCCUGCACAUCUUCGCCUCCGCCGUGUUGGAGCGACGGCUCAUUUUCCUGGCAGAGGAGCUGAGCGUCCUGUCACAGUGCAUCCACGCCGUGGCUGCUCUCCUCUACCCCUUCACCUGGGCUCACACCUACAUCCCUGUGGUCCCCGAGUGCCUGCUCGACACCGUCUGCUGCCCCACGCCCUUCAUGGUCAAAGCGGUCGGGCGCACCCCCCCCCAGCCGAUGGAGGAGGCUCUGAUAGUUGACCUCUGUGAAGGGAAGAUCCUCCGGGCGGUCGGCGAUGAGGAGGAGAUCUUGCCCAUCAAGCUGCAGAAUGAGAUGCUGACGUCUCUGAACAGGCACAACAACAACAAUAAUGUACACACAUCCGAGCAGGUGAACGCACUCGUCUCCGAAGCCUUCGUGCAGUUCUUCGUCCGAAUGGUUGGCCACUACACCUCCCACAUCAAGUGGAGUAAAAGCGGCUCAGGGACCUUCCAGGAGCGAGCCUUCUGCAAAGCCCUCACCUCCAAGACCAACCGCAAGUUUGUGAAGAAGUUUGUGAAGACGAACAUGUUUUCCCUAUUUAUUGAGGAAGCAGAGAAGAGCAGGAUCCCACAGGAAGCAUAUUUCCAGCAGAAAAUAAGAGAGUACCACGAACAAAAGAAGCACCGAAGGGACUCCUGA